AUGGCGUCUCCGACUCUAUGGAAACUACUACGAAACCCGUCCGCCUCUAAAAUCUCAACAUUUCUCCGGCAAACCCAUCCACUCACCCAAAUCCCCAAACCACGCGACACUACGCCAUUGUCGAAUCCACCCGAAGCAGAAUAUUUGAGAUCGAAUCUUUCUUUAGGCGCACCCGUUUACCCUAGCUUUCCGUUCGGGCUCUUUCUCGGCCCGGUUUCCCAGGGCCCAUCAAUCCGACCCCAGCCCGACAGCGAAAUGGCUCCGGACGAGUCUAUUAUCAUACGAGCUGAUAGUGUGAAGAAGAAGAGAAAAAAGAAGAUGAACAAGCACAAGCUGAGGAAGCUAAGAAGGCGUCUCAUGAGGAAAACGUAG
Molecule: messenger RNA, 372 nt
Organism: Striga hermonthica
Lineage: Eukaryota; Viridiplantae; Streptophyta; Magnoliopsida; Lamiales; Orobanchaceae
Source: the annotation of a GenBank genome assembly